AUGGGUCUACUCCUGCCGCUGGCACUCUGUGCCCUGGCCGCUUGCUGCAGGGCUAGGUCUGAGCCCCUGGUGGUCCCCGAGGCCUGGCGUCUCCUCUCCCGGGGUUGCAGUGACUCAGAUGUGCUGCAUUUCUCGGACUUUGCCCUGCAGGACAUCAACAAGGACCGAAAGGAAGGCUAUGUGCUGAGCCUCAACCGAGUCAGUGACGUCCGGGAACACAGACAGGAAAGUGAAGGAUCCCUGUUUUAUCUCACACUGGAUGUGUUGGGGACCGACUGCCCUGUGCUCAGCAAGAAGUCGUGGAAGGACUGUAGGGUGAGGUUACUGCAUGAAUCGGUUUAUGGUCAAUGUAAAGCAAUAUUGUAUAUCAGCCGACCAAGAAGAGUGCUCUAUUUACCUGCCUAUAACUGUUCUCUUCGCCCAGUUUCUCGAAGAGCGAUCAGCAGAAUGUGUCCUGACUGCCCUGUACCCAGCCCCACUGACUUAUCAGAUCCCAGUGUUUUGGAAGCUGCCACUCAGUCUCUUGCAAAAUACAACAAUGAGAGCACCUCAAAGCAGUACUCUCUUGUCAAAAUCACCAAGGCUUCCAGCCAGUGGGUUUUUGGCCCUGCUUACUUUGUGGAGUAUCUGAUUAAAGAGUCACCAUGUACCAAAUCCCAGGCCAGCAGCUGCUCGCUUCAGCUCUCGGACUCUAAGCCUGCUGGUCUGUGUAAAGGUUCUCUGAGUCAAGAAGGCAUCAAAAAGUUUGUCUCAGUAAAAUGUGAAUUCUUUGAAUCACAGGCUCCUGCUCCAGGAGGUGAAAACUCUGCUCCUACACAGGGGCCUGUGAACCUCCUCAAGGUAGAGGAGUCCCAGCAUGAAGGCAUGGCCCCCACCAAUGCCCCCUCAGAAGCUGUGCCAAGAGGGUCUGUCCAAUACCUCCCCGACUGGGAUGAUGAGAAGCCAGAAGGUUCCCAGAAAAAGGACCCUCGUGAGGCCUUCCCUGUGCAGCUGGACCUGACCACCAACCCCCUGGGAGAAAACCUGGACGUCUUCUUCUUCUUCCCGGGGCCCGUGAAGGAGAAGCUGUUUGUCCUGCCUUUCCCCAAAAGAGAGCACCUCUCUCCUGAGUGCCCAGGCCCAGCCCAAGUGGACAACCCUUUUAUUCUCCCGCCAUGA
Molecule: messenger RNA, 1158 nt
Organism: Trichechus manatus latirostris (Florida manatee)
Lineage: Eukaryota; Metazoa; Chordata; Mammalia; Sirenia; Trichechidae
Gene: FETUB
Product: fetuin B
Exons: 7
Coding region: 1-1158 (385 amino acids)
Biological process (GO): negative regulation of endopeptidase activity; binding of sperm to zona pellucida
Cellular component (GO): extracellular region
Molecular function (GO): cysteine-type endopeptidase inhibitor activity; metalloendopeptidase inhibitor activity
Source: RefSeq, a predicted model, not a curated record